AUGGGUUUUGAUCCCCCAUGUGUAACAAGAAUCAAUCAUGCCAAGCCAUCGGCCAGCAUAGCUCAAUACCUGCAGGAGAUAGGCCGGGCUGGUAGAAGGGGUCAACAGAGCCAUGCCAUCCUCUAUUACAAUAAGAGAGAUUUGGCUGCAAAUACUCCUGGUAUACAGCAAGACAUAAUUAAGUAUUGUUCCGAUGACACCAGGUGUCUUCGGGAAAAGCUCCUGGAACCUUUUGGCUUUCAGAAAAGUGACCAGAUUGCCAAUGACAAAUGCUGCUCAAUUUGCAAGUCAAACUCUGCAGCAUCACACUUAUUGUCUGCCAUGGAAAAUGUCGAGAUAUAA
Messenger RNA from Dreissena polymorpha, 342 nucleotides. RefSeq names its product putative ATP-dependent DNA helicase Q1. Gene Ontology annotation, molecular function: four-way junction helicase activity; 3'-5' DNA helicase activity. The transcript has a single exon. The record is from RefSeq and is a predicted model, not a curated record. NCBI's taxonomy places the organism in Eukaryota, Metazoa, Mollusca, Bivalvia, Myida, Dreissenidae. Gene Ontology annotation, cellular component: cytoplasm; nucleus; chromosome. Gene Ontology annotation, biological process: telomere maintenance; double-strand break repair via homologous recombination. The coding region runs from base 1 to 342 and encodes 113 amino acids.